GGCGCUGGGGAGAGCCGAGCCCGACCUGGAGCGGGACGAGCAGAGCCAAUCUCAGACCUGGAAAGUCUUGCGAAAGCGGCAGGACAAAGCCUGAACAUGCAGAGAGCGCAGAGCCUGCGCCUCGGUCUGCCCAAGCGGUGCCUCUGCCUGGCUUUCCUGCUCCUCCAUCUCCUGGGACAGGUCGCUGCGACUCAGCGCUGCCCUCCCUCGUGUCCGGCCCCCUGCCCCAAGAAGCCGCCGACCUGCGCCCCCGGGGUGAGAGCGGUCCUGGACGACUGCUCCUGCUGCCUGGUGUGCGCCCGCCAGCGCGGUGAGAGCUGCUCGGUGAUGCUGCCUUGCGAGGAGAGCCGCGGUCUCUUCUGCGACCGCCGAGCCGACCCCAGCGCCCAGACCGGCAUCUGCAUGGCAAUAGAAGGAGACAACUGUGUGUUCGACGGAGUCAUCUACCAAAGUGGAGAGACCUUCCAGCCCAGCUGCAAAUACCAGUGCGCCUGUCAAGAUGGACAGGUUGGCUGUGUGCCCCGCUGUGAGGAGGACCUGCUACUGCCCCAGCCCGACUGCCCAGCUCCGAGAAAAGUCAAAGUGCCCGGGGAGUGCUGUGAAAAGUGGAUCUGUGACUCAAAUGAGACGGGGACCUUAGGGGACCUCCAAACCCUUCCAGCCUACAGGACAGAAACCACUGUAGGAGUUGCCAUCUCCGACUCAGGUACCAACUGCAUUGAACAGACCACAGAGUGGAGUGCGUGUUCCAAGAGCUGUGGCAUGGGCUUUUCCACCCGGGUCACCAAUCGGAAUCCACACUGUGAGAUGGUGAAGCAGACGCGGCUCUGCCUGGUGCGACCCUGCGACCAAGAGCACACACAGCCAACAGAUAAGAAAGGAAAAAAGUGUCUCCGCACCACCAAGUCACUGAAAGCCAUUCACCUUCAAUUCGAGAACUGUACGAGCUUGCACACCUACAGGCCCAGGUUCUGCGGGGUCUGCAGUGAUGGCCGAUGCUGCACCCCCCACAGCACCAAAACCAUCCGGGUGCAGUUCCGGUGCUCCCCAGGAAAAACCAUCCAGAAACCAGUGAUGGUCAUUGGGACCUGCACCUGUCACAACAACUGUCCUCAUAACAACGCGUCUUUCCUCCAAGACUUAAAGCCAAACACCAGCAGAGGGGAAAUAUAACAUGUCCCUUGAGAAGCACACCUACAGAGGUAAACUGUAGCUUCCCACCAUCAAAUGAAUAUAAGAAAAAUUACGAGGAAUUAUUAUUAUUCACCUCUAAAUCCCAUGUAUUUUCUGUGGUCGUACAAAGUCGGUUAUACUGUCUUUAUUUUUAAUGAGAGAUAUGAUUAACUGUAAACUUGGAAUCAAGGUAAGCUCGAGAUAGUGCUUGGGAUGACUUACUUUUUUGUGGUGUUUAGUGCAAAUUAAAACUUCUGUAAAUUUCAGGAAUCAGUAUAUGUUUUACUGUGUAGACUGUAUCACAUUACACUCAUUUUAUUCUACAUUAGUACAACUGCAAGAAAAGGUCACUGUAAUGGAUAACACAGUAAAGUCCAAGGUCAUACUGACUAUGUCAUCUGACAAAUAUUUGGUCCUAGAUUGAGGUGUGACCUAAGAGUUCUCUGUUGAGCACCCUUUUUGAGCAGCUCAACUCUGAACUUCAAAUUCCAAAAUCGAAGGACACAUAGAGCUCUUCCACUUGAAAUCUAGAGGUGAUCAGUUUUCGGUGUACCUAGAAAAUAAUCUGUAUCUACAGUAAUGGGAACUCUUGUGAAUUCAGUGCCCUGGUGUCAUAAAUUGGCUCUGGUUCAGACAAAUUGACUCCUUUCCAAAAGAAAGAAGCUGAACGGAAAACUCUCCUCUAACACAGAGAUGACCAGCCUCUACCAGCCCUCAGACAUUUUUAUGUGUCUAGAAGCUACUGGGGCUCCAUUAAUAAUUUUUACUAAUUCAUAAGAAGCAGAACAUAUCUGCAGGGAUCCGCUCACCUUACUGAUGAAUAAACUGAGGUCCAAAACACGUGAUUACAAACUUUGAUGACUUUCACACGUGCUGGUAGUGGAAUUUUGGAAAUAAAGAACAAAAUCAAUAAGACUGAGGUGGCAAAAUACCACAAAUGCUAUGGGAGUUUAGAAUUCUUGUACAGGUGCCUGAAACUUAUUCCUGGGCCUUGAUAUGCAAACUCAUGAGCAAGAUAUAUGUGUCUGCAUAUGUGUAUGUAACUUGUCGGGCUAUAAGAUAGGCUGCAAACUUAAAUGCAUACAUUCUUUUAAUGUCACCAUAGGUGUUCAGCUUUUCUCCUUUAAAGUAUUUAUAUAAAUAUAAAUUAUACUUUUUUAAAUAUUCUUUUUACUUUCUCUAUUUGUCAGACAUUACUAAAUAAACAGGAUUUUAGCAA
Messenger RNA from Phacochoerus africanus (Common warthog), 2392 nucleotides. It is a transcript of the gene CCN3, whose product is annotated as cellular communication network factor 3. The coding region runs from base 97 to 1173 and encodes 358 amino acids. Gene Ontology annotation, molecular function: heparin binding; integrin binding. The record is from RefSeq and is a predicted model, not a curated record. Gene Ontology annotation, biological process: signal transduction; cell adhesion. The transcript is spliced from 5 exons. Lineage: Eukaryota; Metazoa; Chordata; Mammalia; Artiodactyla; Suidae. Gene Ontology annotation, cellular component: extracellular region; extracellular matrix.